Ophidiomyces ophidiicola is the source of this 3573-nucleotide messenger RNA. It is a transcript of the gene SMC5, whose product is annotated as Structural maintenance of chromosomes protein 5. Gene Ontology annotation, biological process: double-strand break repair via homologous recombination. The transcript is spliced from 6 exons. Gene Ontology annotation, cellular component: Smc5-Smc6 complex. NCBI's taxonomy places the organism in Eukaryota, Fungi, Ascomycota, Eurotiomycetes, Onygenales, Onygenaceae. The coding region runs from base 1 to 3573 and encodes 1190 amino acids. The record is from RefSeq and is a predicted model, not a curated record. Gene Ontology annotation, molecular function: ATP binding; ATP hydrolysis activity.
AUGGCCUCCCUACCUCGUCGCCAGCGCCGGGUAGUGGACUCAGAUUCAGAGGCUGACACUUCCCGGCAGGAUGACUCGUUCUUGCAGGCCACCAAUGGAGCCAAACGCGUGCGAUUGUCACCCCAGCCUGGUCGCACCAACGCGGCAAGUUCAGUGAGCGAGGAUGAUGAUGAUGACGAUGAUGAUGAUGAUGAUGACGGUGACGAAGACGACGAUGAGCCAUCUGGCUCCGUGGAUGCGGUCCCGGAGACCCAAGUGUCUUCUGCUCAAACCCGCGUUGCUGCCGUCCAGGCGGGUGCCGAUCUGGAUACCUAUCGUCCCGGAGCUGUAGUCCGGAUUAAGCUCACCGACUUCGUCACAUACAAGUCCGCUGAGCUGAAGCCGGGCCCGCGGUUGAACAUGGUAAUUGGGCCAAAUGGGACUGGCAAGAGUACACUGGUUUGUGCAAUAUGUUUAGGAUUGGGGGAAGGCCCGCAGCAUCUGGGACGUGCAAGAGACGCAGCUGAAUAUAUCAAACAUGGCUGCAAAGAAGCGACAAUUGAAAUCGAACUUGCCGGGGAACCAGGGCAGCGCAAUUUGGUCAUCACAAGAGUCAUCAAGCGAGAGAAUAAAAGUGUCUACACAAUUAAUGGGAAACAAGUUCCUGGGAAGGCUGUUCGGAAGCUCGCAAAGCAGCUAUCUAUUCAGAUCGACAACCUUUGUCAAUUCCUUCCUCAAGACAAGGUUUGCCAAUUUGCUGCUCUGGCCCCCGUCGAACUCCUGCAAUCGACACAGCGAGCGGCCGGCUCGCGUGAAUUGAGUACGUGGCAUGAGCAAUUGAAAGAAUUACGCUCUGGACAGAAGAAACUCCAAGCCUCAAAUAGACAUCAGCGGGAAACUCUGCAGAACUUAGAACGGCGACAAGAAGGCCAACGCGAAUCAGUCGAGAGAAUGAAACAAAGGGAAGAAACUAAAAAGCGCUUGAGAUACCUUGAAGCCUUACGACCUCUUCCAAAAUGUCGCGAGGUUAAAAGCAAACAAACUGAAGUAAAAGAACGUAGACGGCUUAUUGUUCAAAAGAAAGCCAAAAUAACCGAAGAGCUCAGUCCUAUUUUGGAUAUCAUCGCCGCAAAAAAGGAAUAUCACCAAAAACUUAGGCUGGCAUCCGAGCGGAAACAAGAACAAUUCGCAAGAACGGAUAAAGCUGCCAGGGAUGACCUCAAGGGUAUUUUGAACACUGAUGAGAAAAUGAAGGAGCUCACGGCGAAUAUCGAAGCAGAGAAGAAAGCUAGCUCUUCCUAUGUUGCUGACCUCAGGAGAUUGAAACAGUCUAUCAACCGGAUCGAACGUCAGAUGGAAGAAGGAGAACCCGAGUUUGAUCUGUCUUUCUACACAGAGAAAAUUCGUGAUCGAGCCCGACAACUAAACGAGAUCGAGCAAAAGGCAUCUGCCAUAGAAACACAGAAAGAGCAUACCGCUCGUGAACUUCAUCAAAAGAAGGAAGCCAUUUAUACGUGUAAGCGUCGGCUGGAGCAUCUUGACUCCCAGGAUGGCCAGCAAGAAGAAAAGUUAAGGAAGCUCUCUGAGGAUUCAUAUGAGGCGUGGCAGUGGCUUAAACAGGAGAAAAACCAAGAGCUUUUCGAGAAACCUGUCUUUGGGCCUCCAGUGGUCGUAUGCUCUGUGAAAGACCCAAGAUACGCUUCAGCGUUGGAAUCCUUGAUGCAAAGAAAUGACUUUUGCACAAUUACUACACAAACUCGCCGUGACUUCGCUACGCUGCAAAGGAUCCUCUACAGAGAAAAGGGUCUAUAUGACAUUACCAUAAAGACUUCAAGUGUUACCUUGUCGUCUUUGCGAUCCCCUCUUUCAAGGGAGGAACUGAAAGAACUAAACUUCGAUGGCUGGGCGAGCGAUUACGUCGCUGGGCCCGAGCCGGUCCUAGCCAUGCUUUUCAGCGAGAACAAGUUUCAUACCACCCCCAUCAUGCUUCGAGACAUUACGGACAGUGAAUUCCAGCAUCUGGAGAACAGCACGAUUUCAAUGUGGAUUUCGAAAACUGAGUCCUACCAAGUCAUUCGUCGUCGUGAAUAUGGCCCGUCGGCGGUUUCCACCCGUGUUCGACAAUUGCGGGCUGCGAAAUUAUGGACGGACCAGCCCGUUGAUGAGACUGUGAGACUAGAGCUGCAGCGUGAGAUUGAUAUGCGACGAAGUGAGCUCGAUGAAGUCGAGAAGAAGAUUGAAGAAGAGAGAUCUUCGCUCGGCAGGCUAAAAGCAGAGUAUACCACCGCUUCAAGCGAGAAAGCCGAAUUCGAGCGAGAAAAAGCCGAGAAACAGACUGCACUCACGACCUUUAGGGCUCUUCCGACCAGGCUUGCCCAGCAAAAUGAAAAAUUCAAGGAAGCGGAAGAUAAACUGAAUGACCUUAAGUCAACAGUUGAAGAAAUGAGAAAGAAACAGGACUAUGUCUCUUUGGAAAAAGCUGCGGCCGUGCUAAAAUAUGCAAAAUAUGUUGAAAGGCUUCAGGUAAUGCAUGAAGACUUUUUGCAGGUGGAAAUCAAACGGCACGAAGCCCAUUCUGACUGGGAGGCCCUUAAAGAUCGAAACGUCGAAGCAAAACGAAUACUUGAAGAGAUUAAUCAGGAACUCGAUCAGAUUUCCAAAGAAACCAAAGCUCUUCAAGAAUCUUAUGUGAAACUCUUUAGAGAGGUACAGGCGGUCACAACGGCGCAUAAUGAUAGUGAAGAAUUUCGGACCAUUGUGGAAACCGUUACAAAAUAUUCUGUUGGUGAAUUAGAAGCUGAUAUUGAUUCUGCAAAGGCCUUACUGGAUCUAAGUCAUGAAGGCCAUGGUAGUCGUUUCAUUGAAGAAUUUGAAAAGCGUCAAGAACAGAUUGACAUGUUAACGGAAAGGCUUGAGGAAUCGCAGACAGAAUUACUGCAGUUUGAUAACAGUAUUGCAGAGAUUCGAGGGAAAUGGGAGCCACAGCUUGAGGCUCUGGUGCAGAAAAUCAACACUGCAUUUUCCGGCUUCUUUGCCCGCAUUGGGUGUGCAGGACAGGUUAGCAUCGACAAAGCCGAUGAUCUUCCGGACGAGGAAGGCCGCCUGGGUGACACCACCAACUUUGAUGCGUGGUCGAUUCGUAUCCAAGUCAAAUUCCGCGAGCACGAGUCUCUUUCGGUUCUCGACUCCCACAGGCAGUCCGGCGGUGAACGCGCGGUCAGCACCAUUUUCUACCUUAUGGCUCUCCAGUCGCUUUCCUCCUCGCCGUUCCGUGUUGUUGACGAGAUUAACCAGGGCAUGGACCCUCGCAACGAACGCAUGGUUCACGAGCGCAUGGUCGAGAUUGCGUGUGGCCAGGCUGACUCGGAGGAGUCCGGCGGACAAUAUUUCUUGAUCACGCCAAAGUUACUGAGUGGUCUGCACUACCAGCCGGGAAUGACUGUCUUGUGUAUUUACAGCGGCGAGCAUAUGCCAGCAGACUAUCAAAAGCUGGAUUUCAAAAAGUGUGUGUUACGAAUGAAGGAUUUGCAGAAGGAAAAAAGCAGGAGAUUAUUGGAGCAAAGGGGUGGAAAUGGGGUGGCGGUUGACGCUUAG